AUGGCCGUCCGCUCUUUUCUUUCGGCCCUCGCGGCGACGACGCUCGCGUCAGCUCAGAUCACGAUCGACGUGACUGAGACCCAUCAGGUGAUUCGCGGUCUCGGCUAUGCCGAAGCAUUCCAGCGGUCUCAAUGGGUGUACAAUACCAUGUCGGAGGAGAAGCAGCAGGAGAUGUUCGACCUCCUGCACGACCCUGUGACCGGCGCCGGCUUCUCCAUUUUGCGACUCGGUGUCGGUUCAUCUGCCAAUAACUCCAAGGACUGGAUGGUCAGCAUUCAACCAGAGUCACCAGGCACCCCUGACGCGGAACCGACCUACGUAUGGGACCGAAAUGACUCUUCCCAGGUGUGGUGGGCAAAGGAGGUGCAAAAGAGAGGGGUUAACCUCUUCUACGCGAAUUCUUGGGGAGCAGAUGCGUACAUGAAAGACACAGGGAGCACUGACAAUGGCGGUUAUCUCUGCGGCGUGACCAAUACAUCCUGUGAGACGGGUGACUGGCGCGAACAGUAUGCCAACAAGCUCGUCCAGUGGGUCAAAUAUUACGCCGAGGAGGGUAUCAACAUCACCCACCUGAACCCCCUGAACGAGCCUGAUAUCGCGGUUCCGUACGCUUCCAUGCAAGCAGACGGCCAGCAAACUACGGACAUUCUGGAGAAGCUCCGCCCAGCAGUUGACGAGGCGGGCCUAGACGUCAAGAUAACCUGCUGCGACUGGGCUGGCUGGGAGGACGGCAGAAAGAUCCUCAAGGGAAUCCAGGACACAGGUGGCGAGAAAUAUCUGGAUGUGGUCUCAGGCCACGGAUACGGCCAGCCGCUCUCGGACCCCUACGACACACCCCUGGAGGUCUGGCAAGGCGAGUGGGCCGAGCUCUCGAGCUACUUUGACCAGCCGUGGUACUCUGCCGAGGGUGAUCCGAAGGGCACUUACGGAGGUGGUGAAGGGAUUACCUGGGCCAAUAGAAUCCUUCACAGCUUUACUGUUUCAAACAUCUCGGCCUUCCUUAACUGGAUGGGAGCUCAACCGUCAAAUGCUGCGACCCCAGUGAUCCGAACGAUCAAUGAUACAAAUAUUUUGUCAAAGCGCUAUUGGGCGUAUGCUGCUUUUGGAAGAUACGCGCGCCAAUCCUCGUCUAGAGUGACAGCGACAUCCACAACCGACAAUGUCACAGUGGCGGCAUGGACCCCUCAAGAAGCAGCGUUCCCUGCAGGUGGCAACCUUGCCAUGCAAAUCAUUAACAAUGCUGACGAGGAGAAAAUCGUCCCAAUUACGAUUGAUAAACUAACAGACAUCACCAACUCGACUGCCUUGUUGCUGAAUAACGAGUUCGAUCUGGCUGAGAGCGAUUCCGUGGUUGAGAUUAAUGGCACAGCUAUCACGGCAACCAUUCCUCCCAGGUCACUCGUUGUUCUUGCUUUAGAUGCUGUUUGGCCGUGA
Molecule: messenger RNA, 1434 nt
Organism: Diaporthe batatas
Lineage: Eukaryota; Fungi; Ascomycota; Sordariomycetes; Diaporthales; Diaporthaceae
Exons: 4
Coding region: 1-1434 (477 amino acids)
Biological process (GO): sphingolipid metabolic process
Molecular function (GO): glucosylceramidase activity
Source: RefSeq, a predicted model, not a curated record